AGUGUCAGUUUUUCCUCACCACCAUCUCCUUCCUAGGCACGUGGUGACAGACGAGGGACUCCAACCGGAACCGCAGAAAAUGGCGGCUGUCAGGGACGCGCCGGUGCCUACGACUAUCACGCAAGUUCGCGCCUUUCUGGGCCUAGCCUCGUACUACCAACGAUUUAUCAAGGGCUUCGCGGCGAUUGCGGGACCCCUCACAAAUCUGCUGCGCAAGGAUCAGCCGUUGAUCUGGACGCCGGAAUGCAAUCAAGCGUUUUCCACACUCAAGGCCGCUCUCAUUUCGGCUCUGGUCCUUAUAAGACCGGAUCCCGAAAAACCUUUUGUUCUCAUCACUGACUGGCAGCCAGAGGCGAUUUCGGCGAUCCUUGCCCAAGUGGAACCAAGCGGACUCGAGAGUGUGGUGGAGUAUGCGUCCAAAUCAGUGCCCGCCUGCAAGCGCAACUACGCCGCUCCAACGGGUGAAUGCUAUGCGGCUCUCUGGGGAAUCAGUCACUUUCGUGCUUACCUGUACGGGCGAAGAUUCACCCUGGUGACUGAUCAUGAACCCCUGUUGGCUCUGAAGAAGUCGAAGGAUUACUCGGGCAUAAUCGGGCGAUGGGCAACGGUGCUGCAGAGCAUGGACUUUGACAUUCGUCACCGGAAGCACGAGAGACACGGGAAUGCAGACGGACUGACACGGCUGCACCGGCUUGAGAAAGUUCCGAAGAAUAAGGAGGUGACGUGGACGGGUACUAGCGAGCAUCCCACGUGGAUCGAGAAUCCGGAGCUGCUGAUCAUACAGGCUUGGAGGACUAACGUGGAAGGAGAUCUUCUUGGCUUUCUCUUCGGAUCGCUACGGCCGGGUCAACGCCACCUGAUUGUGCAGGAGCUUAUCGCACCGAUCGUGCAAUUGGCGGACGAUCUCUCGCCCGACAUCUACUUUCAGAGUGACGACAGUCCUGCUCCGUACAUUUUCGAGCGAUCAUUGGACCCAUACCUUCAGUGGACUGCGUGCUGUGAGGAACCUAGGGACGAGGAUACGCUACCAUCGCGACAGGAGUACCUGAAGCCGUACGAAAUCAUCCCUCACGCCUUCUAUCCGAGGGCAGAGGAAGUGGUGAUCGACGACGAUGAAGAAGAAGACGACGACGAAGAAACAUCGGAGGAGGGAAGCUAUAGUGAACAUAGCGAGGGCGAGCUGAGCAAAGGAGAAGAGGAGGAAGAGGAAACCGGGUCCGAGUGGGAAGCCUUGCCGGACGAAGCGACGCGCACAGGAACGGAGGCAGACGAUCCGGAAGCGGAGCAAAAGCAUGAACAAAUUGCCACCGGGAAGCGCCAACUGGAGUUCGCCAGCCAAGCUAGCCUGCGCAUCGGCAACGAUCCGACCAGGGAUCCAGAGCCGCCGAAGCCCGAAGAUGGCGACCCUGCAGCCGCCACCUCAAGUACUGCGCAACGGAGACGGAGCCGAUCCCCCUCCUCCCCCAGCCCCACCCGUCCCCCAGUUCCCCCACGUACCGAUGCAACGUGGUAGAAGUUUACUGCAUCGCCACGGGGACAAUCCUCCCUUGCCGCCACUUCGAGA
This is a messenger RNA of Chara braunii, 1564 nucleotides long. The record is from the annotation of a GenBank genome assembly. NCBI's taxonomy places the organism in Eukaryota, Viridiplantae, Streptophyta, Charophyceae, Charales, Characeae.